ACAGUCUCUUUGAUGGCUUCGUCUUGUGUGUAUGGCAAUGAUUAGAUCGAGUCUUUGUAUAGCCGUGUAGGAAAACUGUGUCGAAUAAUUGUAUUAAAAAGUCUUAAUGUAUUCAUUCUGAUGAAAGCAUUACGGUACAGCUUUUAACGCGUCAGACGAGCCGAAAGAGUUUGGUUGUCUUAUUUCGUUGUUGAUUGAAUCGAGCAGUUUGAGAGGCUCUUUUAUUCUGCGUGGUGUAACAAUAGUUCUACCGGAAUGUAAACACUAAUUCCACAGCAUUGCAAAACUCAUGAUCUGCAAAGGGUCUGCUGAAUAUUGUAGGCCAAAGAAAGACAACAAUCUGGGUUCCAGUAGUUGGCCAGUUGCUCUUUUGCCAUCCACCAGUCAGGAUCUCUCUUCAUUGCCUCAUGCCAAAGGAGAAUUUAUACCUUGGAUCAUCAUUUUGCUGAUUAUGUGCCAGUGAACUUUGCCACUUGUGGUUGUUACAUUUAAGUUUCUGUGUAUGUAAGUGUGCUCAUCGUUUCUUCAUCCUACAACUACAUCAUCUCAAAUCAGUCAAAACAAUCCAUACUACAAAGAUGAAGCCUGGUCUCCCUGCCUCAGUUUCUCCCGCCGAAUACCAGUGGGCUUACUCGAUUGUCGAUUCGUCGCGAGUUUCUACUUUCCUCAUUUCCAUCUUGCUCAUCGUCUAUGGAAGUUUCAGAUCUUUGAAUUUGGAACAAGAAGCUCAAGGCAAACAGUUGGAAAAAGACAAAGAACGGGCCAGUUUGACGGGCAUCACGACGCCCUCAGUUCCGGCUGAACCCAGUACUUAUAGCUAUGUUCAGACAUUGGAUACGAUGCAAGCGUUGUGCUUACCGCUUGGCGCAUCCGUUUCCCUCCUUGUCAUGUUCUUCUUCUUUGAUUCGAUGCAGCUGCUUUUCGCCGUCUGUACGGCCAUUAUCGCAACAGUAGCUCUGGCUUUCCUCCUGCUACCGAUGUGCCAGUAUCUCAGCCGGCCGUGCACUUCUGGAACAAAUAAAAUCUCGUUUGGCAUCUGCGGCCGUUUUACCGGCGCUGAGCUACUUUCGUUCAGCAUGGCCCUCACCAUCGUUUGCGUCUGGAUACUAACCGGUCAUUGGCUUUUGAUGGAUGCUAUGGGCAUGGGUUUGUGCGUGGCUUUCAUCGCUUUCGUCCGGCUGCCCAGUCUGAAGGUGUCGACACUGUUGCUGACGGGCUUGCUGGUCUACGAUGUUUUCUGGGUCUUUUUCUCAUCCUACAUUUUCAACGCCAACGUGAUGGUCAAAGUGGCGACACGUCCGGCUGAGAACCCAGUUGGCGCCAUGGCCAAAAAAUUCCAUUUUGCUUCGGGGAUGGCCCGCGACGCGCCCAAACUUUCGUUGCCGGGCAAGCUCGUCUUCCCUAGCAUGCAUAACGUCGGCCACUUUUCCAUGCUGGGCUUGGGCGACAUCGUGAUGCCCGGCCUGCUGUUGUGCUUCGUCCUCCGCUACGACGCCUACAAGAAGUCGCAAUUGCUCCAUUCGGCCGAAACGGGAGUCCCUCCGCCCAACCAUUUCAACCGAAUCACGUACUUCCAUUGCUCGCUGAUUGGCUACUUUCUCGGCCUGCUGACAGCCACCGUCUCGUCCGAGUUCUUUAAAGCCGCCCAGCCCGCGUUGCUGUACCUGGUGCCAUUUACGCUACUGCCCCUUCUCGUUAUGGCCUAUCUCAAGGGUGAUUUGAGACGGAUGUGGGAUGAACCUUUCAUCGCUCCCCCGCAACCUAAACAACUGCAUGUAUAAAUA
Messenger RNA from Daphnia carinata, 1784 nucleotides. It is a transcript of the gene SppL, whose product is annotated as signal peptide peptidase-like 3. The transcript is spliced from 9 exons. Gene Ontology annotation, cellular component: Golgi-associated vesicle membrane; cytoplasmic side of endoplasmic reticulum membrane; lumenal side of endoplasmic reticulum membrane. The coding region runs from base 579 to 1781 and encodes 400 amino acids. NCBI's taxonomy places the organism in Eukaryota, Metazoa, Arthropoda, Branchiopoda, Diplostraca, Daphniidae. Gene Ontology annotation, molecular function: aspartic endopeptidase activity, intramembrane cleaving. Gene Ontology annotation, biological process: membrane protein proteolysis. The record is from RefSeq and is a predicted model, not a curated record.